Coffea arabica (coffee) is the source of this 1326-nucleotide messenger RNA. RefSeq names its product putative late blight resistance protein homolog R1A-10. The record is from RefSeq and is a predicted model, not a curated record. NCBI's taxonomy places the organism in Eukaryota, Viridiplantae, Streptophyta, Magnoliopsida, Gentianales, Rubiaceae. Gene Ontology annotation, molecular function: ADP binding.
AUGGGUCAUUUUAGGGCAGAGCUGAUGAAAUUGCUCGGUAGGACAACAUAUCCCCACAACAACAGGGUGGGAGAACAUUCAAGACAACCUUCUUGUGCCUGGGUGGUAAAAUUGCUGCAGGCCAGUGACAAACUCAGACACGCCAUAACCGUUUCCCAUAGAAUGGCCAUGGAGAUGACAGUUCUUUGCCAGGAUCUACGAUAUUUGCUAAGUUUUCUUGAGAGUUCUUCAAAUGAAUUCCGUGGUGAUCACCAAGUGGUGAAAAGUUUAAGAGAUCUCGCUAACAAGGCUGGAGAUAUUGUUGAUGAUUAUCUGUUUGUUAAUCCAAUGAAGUCAAAGAUCAUUGAAUUCAUACAUGUAACACUCGGUGAUCAAAGAGAAUCACUGAUAGGGAUUCAUUACGUCCGGAAAGUAGUUAGGAAAUUCUUUGAUGGAGAGAGUGGGAUUUAUCAAGGUUUGUUCCAGACACUGCAGAUGGCUCGUUCAGUUAGACAAAUGAUGAGGAAGAUGUAUGGUAAAAGAGGUGGUGGCAAGGAAUAUUUGCAGUCAGGAAAUGCUUCGCUCAGGGGCUCAUUACAGCAUGAUUCAAAUAAGCAACAUAUUGUGGUUGGCCUUGAUGACUACUUGGGUAGAAUGUUGGACCAAAUUACUGGAUUUCCAUCUAGACUAGAAAUAGUCACGAUUGUUGGGAUGGGUGGCAUCGGUAAAACAACACUUGCCAAAAACAUCUUUGAUCAUCCUUACACCAUUUAUCACUUCUAUUGUCGUGCAUGGGUUGCAGUGUCCCAAGUUUAUCAAGUGAGGGAUUUGUUAUUAGGCGUUUUGAGCUCUGUUAGUCAACUCAGUGCUGAAACCUACUCAAAAACCAAUGACCAAUUAGCUGAGGUCUUGUAUAGAAGUUUGAAGGGCAGGAGAUAUCUAAUUGUCAUGGAUGAUAUGUGGAGUGCUAAGGCUUGGGAUGAUGUCAAAAGAUCUUUUCCAAAUGAUAAAAAUGGAAGUCGAGUAGUAGUAACUACUCGGUUAACGGAUGUGGCUAUCUAUGUCAAUCCGAAAACGAAUCCUCAUUUUAUGAGCCUGCCAAGCAUAGAAGAAAGCUGGAAAUUGAUGGAAAAUAUAUUGUUUGGAGAAGAAGGUUGUCCUCUGGAGUUGGUAGAUGUUGGAAAAUAUAUAGCCAAAAGGUGCCAAGGCCUGCCACUUUCUAUUGUUGUUGUUGCUGGUCUUCUUUGCAGUGUCACGAGAACCCUUGAUUCCUGGAGGGCCAUAGCAAGCAGCAUUAGUUCAUUCCUAUGCACUGACGCUGAACUUUGUCUAGAAAUGCUUGCUUAA